AUGGAUCCAGCGAGCUCUAAGGAGCAGUCAUCCGACAAGCCGAAGAAGCUCCAGCACGUCACUAUAGCGGCCACGCCCAAGCCAGCAGCCCGGUCGUCGGUAAGGAUUCGGGGAUUCUCAGAUCUCGCCUGCGGAAAGAAGGCCAGUGAUGAUGGCCAGGCAUACUACGCUGGUGGCUCAGAGCAGAGCGGCCAGCAGAUUAUCGGGCCAGGCAGAAAACCUGACAACAAGGAGGACAUCGUGGCCGAUAUGUUCAAGGCAGCCAGGACUCAUGGCGCUGUGAUCAUGGAACCAGAAGUGGAUGACAAACCUGGAAAGUCGGCGGGUGCUGGUGGCAGCUCGUUCUCGGGUGCUGGCCACAAGCUAAAUGACGCAGCGACAACCGCCGAGACAGCCGCGCCAGUCGACCCUGCGAAACCCCCGCCUUCCGUUUCGAAGGUGCUCAAAAUGUGGGAAGACGGCUUCAGCAUUGACGACGGGCCUCUGCGCGCUUAUGACGACGCGAGUAGCCAGCAGUUUCUCCAGUCCAUUCGGCAGGGAGAAGUCCCUGCGGAAAUGUUGCAGGAGGCUGAAGGGGCCGAGGUGGAUCUCGUCAUGGAAGACCAUCGGCACGAGCAGUUCUUCGCACCACAGCGCGUCAAGGUGACGCCCUUCGAGGGUACGGGACACCGGCUCGGAGUCGUGACUCCAACGUUGAGCCGGCAAACGGUGACAACGCCGUCGCUCGAACACGCUGAGGCCAACGCUAAGAAGGCGAUAAACCUGAACGAGGCUUUGCCGACGACCAACAUCCAAGUUCGCCUUUCCGAUGGCUCGAGGUUGGUGGCCCACAUGAACCAGACCAACACAGUGGCCGACAUCCGCAAGUACAUCGUGAACGCCCGGCCUGAGUACGAGGCGGCGACAUUCACUUUGUUGACGAUGUUCCCACGAAAGGAACUAACGAAUGACAAGGCGACGCUGAAGGAGGCGAACUUGCUUAACGCGGUGAUCGUUCAACGCCUGACAUGA
Molecule: messenger RNA, 1011 nt
Organism: Rhipicephalus sanguineus (brown dog tick)
Lineage: Eukaryota; Metazoa; Arthropoda; Arachnida; Ixodida; Ixodidae
Product: NSFL1 cofactor p47
Exons: 2
Coding region: 1-1011 (336 amino acids)
Biological process (GO): nuclear membrane reassembly; proteasome-mediated ubiquitin-dependent protein catabolic process; Golgi organization
Cellular component (GO): cytosol; nucleus
Molecular function (GO): ubiquitin binding
Source: RefSeq, a predicted model, not a curated record